Messenger RNA from Hyalella azteca, 1709 nucleotides. RefSeq names its product 2-oxoglutarate-dependent dioxygenase tropC-like. NCBI's taxonomy places the organism in Eukaryota, Metazoa, Arthropoda, Malacostraca, Amphipoda, Hyalellidae. The record is from RefSeq and is a predicted model, not a curated record. Gene Ontology annotation, molecular function: dioxygenase activity. Bases 193 to 1236 code for a protein of 347 amino acids. The transcript has 6 exons.
GCAUAGAAAUUGUUCAAAACAACGAAAUUAUACUGUGAAGUCGAAACUCAUAUUUCAGGUUUGUUUAACCGUCAGGACAUUUUCUAAUCCAUAAUUGUCUGAAAAUUAACGAAACUAUUAUUAAUUGCCCGAAAGCUUACUUAAUUCAAAAACUGCAAGUAAGUUCCAGACCGCGAUCUAAACCAUCAAGCCAUGUCGCCAGGAAGUCUACCGGUGAUAGACUUAGGCUUGCUGUCGAGCCCAGAGGGCAGGGAGACGCUGCACCAGCAGGUGUACGACGCACUCACAGGACCAGGGUUCCUGUACCUGCAGGGGGUGCCUGCUUACGAUCCUGACGAACUGCACGAGUGCACCCAAUGGUUCUUCAAGCUUCCGCUGGAAGAACGGAUGAGGAUCAGCAAGAAAAUGUUCGUGCCCAGCAGUUCCUACACGUACAGGGGAUUCUUUCCUGUCCAGCUUGGUAAACAGUCGCAUAAGGAAGCAUUUGAGGUCGGCUCAUUCAUGGAGGGGCCAGGGUCGUCCCCGUAUGAGUGGGCCAAGUUCUUCUUCGAAGACAACCAGUGGCCCAGAGAUCCUCCCGACAGUAAACCUUUUGCCAGAAUUUUCCGGGAGCGAAUGGAAAAAUACUACCAAGUGUUCACCGACGCCGGCAUGACACUACUGCAGCUUGUGGCAGGAGCUUGGGGGGCAGAGAAGGAUACACUCACAAAACUGUUCGGGUCAACCCAUCUCUCCACCUUCAGGCUCAUUCGCUACCCUUCGAGAGGGUCGGACCUGCCUGAGUGUGCCCUCAAAGACGACAUCGUCCUUCAGUGCGAUGAACAUCAGGACUCCGGUUUUGUGACUAUGCUGGAGACGUUCGGGUACCCAGGGCUGCAGCUGCAGACCGCGGAGGGGACCUGGCAAGACGUAGAGUACCGCAAGGGUUCGCUCAUCGUCAACAUCGGGCUGUUGCUUUCUAAGAUUUCUGGUGGGCUUAUCAAGGCUACGCACCAUCGAGUGGUCGACUGCGGUGCAGAGAGAUUUUCGGUUCCGUUUUUCCUGGAGCCAAGAUUUGACGCAAACGUCAACGUAACACUGACGCCUCCCGCCUGCCUAACCAAGACGAAAGACACCGUGGUGCUCCUGCCGUCUGGUAAACCUUUACCCUACGGAUCUUGGCUCCUAAAAAAUCUCGUGGGCUUCAUUGAGUACAAAAGCCUGGAGAAAUACUUGAAGGAUGCAGAAAAUGUUUAGAUAGGUUUAACAUCGAUUGCGCCCGGCUGCUGAGAACGCCUUGGGUACAUAAGCAAGGCUUGCAUAGUUAACUAUUUUAUGUAUGGGCAACACUUGCAUACGUUGAACUGCAGUUCGGUAGUUCGUGAUUCGACAUGUGUAAAAGUAACAUUUGAUAUUCAAGACAAUGCAUAAUUAGAUUCUAUUACACACUUCUGUGUUCGGGCUUUUUCAUUUCUGAAUAAUCUAUUUCCACGUCGGUGGUCUGUGAGUUGUCCAUACGUUUUGAUUUUAAUCUAUUUCUCAUUCUCAAGGUAAUAUUUAUGCCCACGGCCACAGGCUAGCUUCCCAGUAAAAAUCGGGCAGUAAAUUUUAUUAACGUUUCGGAGAAUUUGUACGCCUCAGCUUAAUAAUUGAUCACAAUUAUAUAUGCUGUGAACCUGAUAUUCUUUAAAAAUCAACAACGCAAUAUAACAACAAUGGCAUUGGCAACC